Annulohypoxylon maeteangense is the source of this 150-nucleotide messenger RNA. RefSeq lists its product as uncharacterized. The record is from RefSeq and is a predicted model, not a curated record. The transcript has 2 exons. Lineage: Eukaryota; Fungi; Ascomycota; Sordariomycetes; Xylariales; Hypoxylaceae. Bases 1 to 150 code for a protein of 49 amino acids.
AUGAAGAACAAGUCCGAGAACCACGAAGUCCUCUCCCGCCAAUAUCUCGCCAAAGUUGCCAGAAUCCACCCCCGAAACGGCAUCGAGACGUACUGGCAGGCGACCACCAUCCCUCACCCCCCUACCCGCGAAUCAGCCUCCGAUGCCUAA